GGAGACCGGAAGCUAGGGGAACUGAGUUCGGCGGUGGGAGAGGGCACCCGGAGGGUUUUCUCAGGGACUCCAGCCCUAGAGACGCGCCCCGCGUUGCUAAGGGAGGCGUGGGAGGCUGUGGAGCGUAGAGGCUGCGGACGCCCUCCGCCUCGGCGUCCUCGGUUGGCCUCAGCUCCUGGCCCGGCCGACCCGCCGGUGGAGAUUAGGAAGUGGCUGCCUGAACUAUUUUCCAAAAGAUAAACAUUACAAAGUAUUGAAUACGGCAGCUCACCAAGAAGAUCCUACUGGUUUAGGGGGAAAACAACUUCCAGCAGCCACAAGGAAUGCUGUUACUCAGGUGCCAUCUGAAACAAGCUUCGCCCCAGAAGGUUUUGUGCAGGUUCUGUGCAGCGAUGGGGAAACUACAGAGCAAACUCAAACACAGCACUUACAGAUACAGCAGCCCCGAUGGAUUUAUAGAAGAGAGAAUGCAAACUAAAGCUUUUCAACAGUAUAGCCCAGCUCACGUGGAUGCCGUCUCUGUUGUUGCUGCUCUGAACUCAGACCUCUGUGUCUCCGGAGGAAAAGAUAAGACAGUUGUGGCCUAUAACUGGAGAACUGGACAUGUGGUGAAAAGGUUCAAAGGACAUGACCGUGAAAUCACCAAGAUUGCCUGUAUUCACAAGUCAAACCAGUUCUUCAGCGCCUCUCGCGACAAGAUGGUCAUGAUGUGGGAGUUGCAAGGCCCUUCACAACCAAGGCAGCAGUUCUCCGGCCAUGCCAUGGUGGUCACUGGAUUGGCUGUGAGUCCAGACUCAUCACAGCUGUGCACUGGCUCCCGUGACAACACCCUGCUCCUGUGGGAUGUGGGGACCGGACAGUGUGUAGAGAAAGCUUCAGUCUCCAGAAACCUGGUCACUCACCUGUGCUGGGUCCCCAGAGAACCUUAUAUACUCCAGACUUCUGAAGACAAAACCAUCAGAUUGUGGGACAGUCGGGGGCUGCAGAUAGCUCAUACAUUUCCCACAAAGCAGCACAUCCAGACCUACUGCGAGGUCAGUGAGGAUGGACACAGGUGUAUCUCUUGCAGCAGCGGCUUUGGAGGGGAAGGCUGCGAAGCCACGUUGUGGGACCUGAGGCAGACGCGGAACAGAAUCUGUGAGUAUAAAGGCCAUUUCCAGACUGUUGCAUCCUGUGUCUUUCUACCAAGAGCAUUAGCCUCCAUGCCUGUAAUUGCUACCUCAUCACAUGACUGCAAGGUGAAGAUCUGGAACGAAGAUACUGGAGUCUGCCUUUUCACCUUGUCUCUGGAUGGAUCGGGACCUUUGACUUCCCUGGCUGUUGCCGACACCAUCUCCUUACUGUGUGCAAGUUUCAGCAGAGGAAUUCACUUACUCAGGGUGGACCACAGCCGAGGGCUGGAACUGCGGGAAGUAGCAGCAUUCUGAGACUAAGAGACUGUCACUGGACAAUAGCAAAUGCUGGCCCCUCCUUUCUCAGUGUGACUUUGUGUUUGUUCAUGUCAUCUUGGGGGAGGAUGAUGUGGGGUUAGUGUUCUUUGCUUAGGUUCUUUUAGAAGGUACAUCACUGUUAAAAGUCAGUUGAAGUCCAGUGGUUCAAAAUCAGGUGCAGAGAUGAGAAACACGGAUACAACCGUAACUUAGGUUCUCAAUCUAAGUUAAAUCCACAUGCAGUGUUUUUUUUGGGGGGGGUUCUUUUUAGGGCCGCACUCGCGGCAUAUGGAAGUUCCCAGGCUAGGGGUCGAAUCAGAGCUGUAGCUGCUGGCCAACGCCACAGCAACGGCAGAGCUGAGCCGCAUCUGCAACCUGUACCACAGCUCACAGCCAUGCUGGGUCCUUAACCUACUGAGCGAGGCCAGGGAUCGAACCCAACUCCUCAUGGAUACUAGUCGGAUUUGUUACUCCUCCGUGUGCAAUUUUUAAUAAGCUUCAGGGACUCUUCAAAAAUAAAUAAAUAAAUAAGUUAUGGCUCAAAGUGAUGACCAUAGGUAUAAGAGUGACAGGCUUCUAUCUGUGAGAGUCAGAACACAGGUCUGAGUCUGUUCAGCUGACCUUUUCCGUGUCUCCACAAAAGAAAGAAAAAAAAUGCAGCAGGGCCGGAAACCCUGUUUUGGCUGCGUCAAAAUUUCCUAGCUGGGAAAGAAUGGUACAGCUCUGUGGAGGAAAUGGAUUAUAGGCCUGAGAUUAAGCACUAAUCCCUGCUCUCAGCAAUGUGAAGAAUCGAGGUUCAGGCAAGAAAGCAGAAGGCUUGGUUUCUCUUCACAUUAGUCACAGAGCGGGAGGUGGCACAUCCCGGGACCGGUGCUAGGGCUGCGUGGACACAAGACCCGAGAGGGUGUGGAGAGGCUGCCAACCACAGCGAGCCUCCCAGAGUUAUAUGCGUCAUCAGAUCCAUUCCAUGGAGAGGAAACGGAGAAUAAGGCUGCAGAAUUUCACUUGUAUAUUUUAAUAUUUGCAUGUAAUUUUAUAUAAACUCUUCCUGGAGAAUGACCAGAGUGAGGCAAAGGGAAUCUCUGCAAUAACCAUGGAAAAUAAAAAGUCAAAAGAUGGACUCAACUAUGCCAGCCAGAGCACCCUCAGUGAGAAGGGGCAGGGUGCUCGUGUCUGCCUGUGUGGCCCCCAGGAGAUCCGCCCCCAGCCUGGUGCUUAUAGCCUGCUUUCCUCCAGGGAAAACAGUCACAACACCUUCGGGCAGGCCCACACAUAAGGCAGCUGAGGCCUAGAGAGUCCCUUUCUAAUGAAUCCCAAAGAAAGUGUUUGUCCUCUCUGUCCCUUGCCUGUCCCUGAUACCAGUGAAGGAUAGCAGUCUUCCUUGUCCCUCUCCUGCUCCUCUUCAGGGCUGGCUCCCCCGUGCUGUCUCCAGACACCAGGGAGAAUCUUAAGCUAGUACAAAGCAUCAGACCUGAGUUGGACUCUGUUUCUCCAUUUAGCUGGAUCAUCUUGGGAAAGUUAUAAAACCUCAGUUGCCUCACUUAUAAUAUGGAGCCUGGAGUUCCCGUCAUGGCUUAGCGGCAACAAACCUGACUGGUAUCCACGAGGAUGCAGGUGUGAUCCCUGGCCCUCGCUUAAUGGGUUAGGGAUCCCGUGUUGCCGUGAGCUGUGGUGUAGAUUGCAGAGGCAGCUCGAAUCUGGCGUUGCCAUGGCUGUGGUGCAGGCCGGCAGCUGCAACUCUGAUUCAAUCCCUAGCCUGGGAAUCUCCAUAUGCCACGGGUGUGGCCCUAAAAAAACCACAAAUAAUGAUAAUAAUAAUAUGGAGCCCAUAAUCAUACACCCUCACAGGGCCACUCUGAGGAUUAGACUAUGUUAAAUGCCAAGCAGGAUCUGGGUCCUUGCAAGUGGCAGUUCUAGCUACUUACUGCCCUCUCUGUCCAGACUAAACGCUGCCCUUUCAAAACGACACAUUUACCAUCCCUUCAUCGUUCUCCUUAGACCAUAUUUUUUACAUCUUGCGUCGUUGUUCAGCUUCCCCGUGACUCCUUAAGUUAGAGAUCUUUGAGCCCUGGAAGGACAGAGAGGGUGGUGGGAGAGGAAGCUGCAUCACUGAGCACCGAACAGAUGGCUGAAUACCUUCCGUCUCACUGCAGUUCUGUUAGUCCCGUGUCGCAGAUGAGGAAGCUGAGGCCCAGGGACGCCCAGUCCUUCGCCUGAGGUUACGCACGUCGGGAGGAAGGGGAGGAACUGCGAUUUGAGCCUGAGUCUUGCCUGCCUCUCCUCCUCAGCCCUUUGCCUCUGCAUGAUGUCACAAAGUUCACUUGAGAAAUUUGUAGACCGUGACAUUGUUUGUGUAUUUUCUAGACUAGUUAUUAACUUUUUGGCUCCAAGGACAUCCUCCCGGCCAGGUGCCCACGAGCAGUAGACAGGUGUCUCAGGGAAAGUCCUAGUGUAUCCUGAACUAUUAGUGCUACAGCUGAGCCUCUCUUCUAGAGGUUAGACAGAAGAUCCAAGGGAGUGGGUUGGGAUGGAGUUCCAGGGAAGGAGCCAGAAGGAACAUACAUGUGAGAAAAUAGGAGGCCACUGAGGAAUUAAACCAGUUGUUACCAAUUAAAUUGCUUCCUACACGCUACACCUGCUUGAUGUAAAUAGUCCUUAUCUGUGCAUUUUAAGUAGAAAGUUGAUUAAUAAAUGCAAAUGUUUUAUCGGAUUUUUCAGUCUUAUAUACCCUAAUCAGGUACUCUGAGCAACUAAGAUACAGGCUGCUAAAACGCAUUCAUUUGUUCAUUGAACACUUCAUUUUUUUUUUGUCUUUUGUCUUUUUAGGGCCACACCAGUGGCAUAUGGAGGUUCCCAGGCUAGGGGUCAAAUCGGAGCUGUAGUUGCUGGCCUACGCCACAGCCACAGCAACACAGCAUCGGAGUCAUGUCUGCAACCUGCACCACAGCUCAUGGCAACACCAGAUGCUUAACUCACUGAGCAAGGCCAGGGAUCGAACCUGUGUCCUCAUGGAUGCUAGUCAGAUUUGUUUCCACUGAGCCAUGAGGGGAACUCCUGAACACUUCAUUUUCGAGUCUGUUCCUCUAAAAUCAUAUAAAGGGAUUUUCCAAAGACAACUGACUUUUUCUAGGAAAAUUAAGUCCUUGGAAUCUGGCCAAUUAUAUAUUAAAUUUUUAAAUUUAUGUAUUUACCUACAUGAGUUAAAAUAUUUAUAUCUUUAAGGAAAAUGAGUGGUGAUUAUUAAUGACCUUUUAUUUAUUUGCUUUCUUUGUGGUUUAAACUCUCUUAAAAGAUGACCUUUAUUUUUACUGAAAAGUUAAAAAUGAUCUGGAAGAGAGUCAUUGUUCUUUUUCAAAUAGCUACCACCAAGAACUGUGAUGCAGUGACUGUCAUUGGUGGUACUAAAGUAUCAGAUAAGUCCCCAUUGUCACUGUCUUCCUGGACAAUGAUUAUUCAAGAAGAUUCUCCAGAAGUCCUGAGUUCCCAGUCACUGAAGAAAAAAUACCAAUCUUUUAGCUGUAGCAGCAGAAAGGUACCUUCAGAUAUAGGGGUUUUCAGCAUUAGUCUUGAGAGACAUGUUCUUUUCAGUCCGUAACAGCCUUCAUUUUGACCUAGGAAUUACAAGUAUCGAACUCAGGUCACUUGGUGGUUUUAAUCUUUCAACACUAAGAGAAAGGAACUUCACUUCUUCUUUUUCUUUUUUGUCUUUUUAGGGCCACAUCUGCAGCAUGUGGAAGUUCCCAGGCUAGGGGUCUAAUCAGAGCUGAGCUGCUGGCCUUCACCACAGCCACAGCAACAUGGGAUCUUUAAUCCACUGAGCAGGGCCAGGGAUCAAAGCCAGGUCCUCAUGGAUACCAGUUAAGUUUGUUAUCAUUGAACCACAGUGGGAAUGCCUGAACUUAGCUUUUUUCUGGGUGGCCUUUUGAAAACGUCAUCAUUAAAGAACAGCUUUAUCUUUAAAAACAGACUGCUAGUUGUUCCUGAAGUUGGCAUUUCCUGGCCUAGGCUGUUCAGCUAAGACCACAUUCUCAGCUAGGCACGGCCGUGAGAAUAAACUCGUGUCAGUGGAUUGUGAUUGGAAGCGAUGUGUGUCACUUCCGCCUUAUUAGCCAAAACGAACAUGUUUGUCCAGGACUCCCCCUCUGGGUCCCUUUCCACUUGGUGGAAUGCAGACCGCCAAGAAGAGCUUCAGCUACUCAGUCAAGGACAAGAUGAUGGAACACAAGAAAGAAGGAACCCGGGGUCCCAAAUAACCUCCGGGAGCUGAACUCUACCAACAGCCUGACCAGCGGGACCGUGACUUGAAAGAGACAUGAACAUGCUUUUUAAGCCACUGCAUAAUCUUUCAACUUUUAAUUCCAAUAUAGAAAUCAUAAAUAGUUUCAGACAGGAGUCCUUUUGUAGCACAGUAGGUUACGGAUCUGGCUUUGUCACUUUCGUGGCCAGGUUGCUGCUGUGGCGCAGGUUCGAUCCCUAGCCCAGGAAUUUCCACAUAAGCGGCCAAAAAAAGAGUUGCAGACAGCUUAAGUUUAUCGCUGGCCGAGUUUUCAUAUGCUGAGCACACGCUAGUAACCUAGAUGAAGACACGUGAUACGGCCAAGAACCCAGAUGGCCUUCUUUGUACUUCCCUCCAGAGCGUCUGCCAAGGAGUCUGUAACAGCAUACAUUGGUUUUGUCUGCUCUUCUACUUUAUAUAAGUGGAAUCUUAUUGUAGUACAUGAAGAUACGGCCACAAAUUUCUCCCAUCCCUGCAUGCGUGACCCUUUGCAAGGUAACAUCUCAUUAAAGGGUGGGAUCUAUUUUCCCACCCCUUGAAUCUGUGUGGGUCUUUGACUUGGUUGACCAACGGAAUGCAGAGGAACAAAUGCUGUGCAAGUCUGAGGCUCGGCCUUAAAGAAAGCUUGCAGGUUCACUUUCAACCUCCUGGAAUGCUACUCGGAAGUCUUCAUGUCAGGGAGGUGACCUAGGCCAUGUGGAAAAGAAUCCAGCACCACAACACAUGUGAACCAGGUCACUUUGGACCACUCAACCCUGCCAGAUCUGCAGCUGAAUGCAGCUGCAGAUGAAGUCAGAAAGGAAACUGUACAGGUAGCUCAUACAAUCAUGAAAAAUAAUAACUUGUUUUAAGAUACUAAGUUUUGGGACAGUUGGUUAUACAGCAAUAGAUUUACAUAAAACAGUACGUGCUCUUAUUUUUGGUCAGGCUUCUCUUGCUCAACACGAUUGUGAGGUUAAUUCACAUUGUUGUAUGUAGCUGAAUAUCAUUCCUUCUCAUUGCUGGAUAGUAUUCUGUUGUGUGACAGUAUUAUAAUUAACCACUUAACUACUGAUGGGCACAUGGGUAGUUUCCAGUGUGGGGCUCUUAUAAGUACUGCUGCUAUGAACAUUCUAAUAUUAUGUCAUUUGGUAAAAUAUACAUGCAUUGGUGCUCAUUAUAUAACCAGCAGAGGUCUUUCUGGGCCACAGGGUAACUUUGCAUGAUCACUUUUCGAAGAUACCACCUCUUUCCCAAUAGGUUUGUCCCAGUUCACACUCCCACCCGCUGUGCAGGCGAGUCAGCAGAGUUGCAUUUGUUUCAUACCCUUGGUAACACUCUGUGCUCUUAAUCUUUGCAACCCUCAGUUUUAAAGAUGAGUAUGUAGGAGUUCCCACCAUGGCACAGUGGGUUAAGAAUUUGCAGCAGCUCAGGUCACUCCGGAGGUACGAGUUCGAUCCCCAGCCUGGCACAGUGGGUUAAAGGAUCCCGUGUUGCUGCAGCUGUGGCUUGGAUUCAGUCUUUGGACCAGAACUUCCAUAUGUUGUGGGUGCAGCUAUAAAAUUAAAGAUGAAUGUGUAGAUGUUGAAGACUGUGCUAAGGAAGUGGCAGCUCCAUGGGCCAACAUUAGAAAGAAGCUAAGGAGUUCCUGCUGUGAUACAUGGGAUUGACAGCGUCUCUGCAGCAAUAGGAUGCAGGUUCCAUCCCUGGCCUGGCACAGUGGGUUAAAGGAUCCGGCUUUGCCACAGCUGCGGGCUAGCUCACAAGUAGGGCUCAGAUCUGAUCUCCCUGGCCCUUGGAACUCCUUAUGCUAUGGGGUGGCCAUGAACAAAAAA
Sus scrofa (pig) is the source of this 7520-nucleotide messenger RNA. It is a transcript of the gene WDR31, whose product is annotated as WD repeat domain 31. Lineage: Eukaryota; Metazoa; Chordata; Mammalia; Artiodactyla; Suidae. Gene Ontology annotation, molecular function: protein binding. The record is from RefSeq and is a predicted model, not a curated record.